Messenger RNA from Eucalyptus grandis, 2549 nucleotides. RefSeq names its product CSC1-like protein At4g02900. Gene Ontology annotation, molecular function: calcium-activated cation channel activity. Gene Ontology annotation, cellular component: plasma membrane. NCBI's taxonomy places the organism in Eukaryota, Viridiplantae, Streptophyta, Magnoliopsida, Myrtales, Myrtaceae. The record is from RefSeq and is a predicted model, not a curated record.
AUGGCCAGCCUCCAAGAUAUCAGUGUUUCGGCAGCUAUCAAUAUCCUCUCCGCAAUUGCAUUCCUUGUUGCGUUUGCAAUAUUACGACUACAACCCAUAAAUGAUAGAGUUUACUUUCCAAAAUGGUAUCUCAAGGGCAUAAGAGGCAGUCCAACCCGUUCUGGAGGCUUUGUGAGCACUUUCGUCAACUUAGACUUCAGAACAUACAUAAGGUUCUUGAGUUGGAUGCCAGCAGCUCUUAGGAUGCCAGAACCAGAGCUCAUUGAUCAUGCGGGACUUGAUUCUGCUGCAUACAUCAGGAUUUACCUUCUUGGAUUGAAAAUAUUCGUCCCCAUCACUUUUCUAGCUUUCGCGGUUUUGGUGCCGGUUAAUUGGACGGGAGGAACUUUGGAGACAAUAAAGGAUGUUACUUUCAGCAACAUUGACAAACUUUCGAUAUCCAAUGUUCCAUCUGGAUCACAAAGGUUCUGGGCGCACCUGGUGAUGGCCUAUGUCUUUACAUUUUGGACAUUCUACAUUCUGUAUAGGGAAUACAAGAUAAUGACUAAUAAGAGAUUGCAUUUCUUGGCAUCAGAAAAUCGUCGUCCAGACCAAUUCACGGUGCUGGUGAGGAAUGUUCCUCCAGAUCCCGAUGAAUCAGUCAGUGAGCAUGUUGAACAUUUCUUCUGUGUAAAUCAUCCUGAUUACUACCUUACACAUCAGGUUGUCUACAAUGCAAACAAACUGGCAAAGUUGGUUGAGAAGAAGAAGAGUCUGCAAAAUUGGUAUAUUUACUACCAAAAUAAAUAUGAGCGAAAUCCUUCUAUGAAGCCAACUACGAAGACCGGAUUUUGUGGUCUUUGGGGGACUAGAGUGGAUGCUAUAGAUUAUUAUGCUGCUGAGAUCGAGAAGUUAACUGAAGAAGAACAAGCAGAAAGAGAAAGAGUGAUCAGUGAUCCCAAGGCUAUUAUACCUGCAGCAUUUGUUUCAUUCAAGAGUCGUUGGGGAGCAGCUGUGUGUGCUCAGACUCAGCAAACAAGUAACCCCACAAUAUGGUUGACACAAUGGGCACCAGAGCCCCGUGAUGUUUAUUGGGACAAUCUGGCAAUUCCUUAUGUUGAGCUCACUAUUCGAAGACUACUUAUGGCUGUUGCUCUGUUUUUCCUUACAUUUUUCUUUAUGAUUCCCAUAGCAUUUGUCCAAUCUCUUGCAAACAUUGAGGGGAUUGAAAAGGUUGUACCCUUUUUAAAGCCAUUAAUUGAAAGGAAGGGCGUGAAGUCUUUAAUUCAAGGAUUUCUCCCGGGAAUUGCCUUAAAGAUCUUUCUUAUUUUACUUCCAACUAUUCUCAUGACAAUGUCAAAAAUAGAGGGCUUUGCCUCUCUCUCUUCUUUGGAGACGAGAUCAGCUGGAAAGUACCAUUUGUUUGUGCUGGUCAAUGUGUUUCUUGGAAGCAUCAUCACAGGAACAGCGUUGCAACAACUCAAUCUUUUUCUCGAUCAGGCUCCGACAGAGAUACCUAAAACUGUCGGUGUGUCUAUUCCUAUGAAAGCAACUUUUUUUAUUACUUACAUAAUGGUGGAUGGCUGGGCUGGAAUAGCGGCAGAGAUUCUUAGAUUGGUUCCCCUAGUUAUGUUCCAUUUGAAGAAUACUUUCUUGGUAAAGACAGAAAAGGACAGAGAGCAGGCAAUGGAUCCGGGUUGCCUAGGCUUCGCGACAUCUGAACCUCGGAUUCAACUCUACUUCUUGCUGGGAUUCGUCUAUUCAGUUGUCACGCCUGUGCUGCUUCCUUUCAUUAUUGUCUUCUUUGCUUUGGCCUAUAUGGUUUUUCGUCACCAGGUUAUAAAUGUGUACGAUCAAAAAUAUGAGAGCGGGGCAGCCUUCUGGCCAGAUGUGCAGAGGCGCUUGAUUAUUGGGAUGGUAAUAUCUCAGCUUCUACUGAUGGGACUAAUGAGCACAAAAGGUGCGAAAAGCUCUACACCGCUUCUCAUUGUGCUACCCAUUUUAACCAUCUGGUUUCAUAUAUUCUGCAAGGGACGUUUUGAAUCAGCCUUUGUCAAGUUCCCGUUACAGGAUGCCAUGGUAAAAGACACACUCGAGAGGGCCACAGAACCGAACCUGAACUUGAAGGCUUAUCUCCAUGAUGCUUAUGUACACCCUGUUUUCAGGGGAGGCGAGUUGGAAAAACCCGCGGUGAUCGAUGAGGAAGAGAACAACCCUCUUGUGCCGACGAAAAGGAUGUCUCGACGUAGUAGCAAGUACGGUUCUGAUGUCAGUUCGGAAGCGGGAAACUGAUAUGUAGGACAGCAAUUCCCUUCAUAUUUUGCACAGAUAUCGUACAAGCCCGAGGAUUUUGAGCUUCAUUUGUCAAUAGAAGGAAACGAGACUCGUAGGUGUACAUCCCCGUAGAGUCGGUCCUGGUAUAGGAAUUUUUGAAAAUGAUGGUCCGGGUGCAGAAUCACCUCUGUUAAUUGUACAGCUACAGCCCAAUUUCAUCCGGCUUGUAUGGGGCCCCUUCUAGCAGAAAUUUAGAUUUGCAAGAGUUGGAGAUUUCAACAUGGAUUUGCGAAUUU